CAACCCGGAAUUGGUUGCUAGACUGAGGCGCGAAGCGGUCUUCAGAUUUGGUCUCCGGUGCGCGGAAGUGAAGCGACGCGGAGAUGGAGGUGAGCCAGGCGGCGUCUGGCACCGACGGUGUCCGGGAACGGAGGAGCCCGUUCGAAGCUGGAAGGAGGAACCAAGAUGAGGCACCUCAGUCCGGGACGAACGGGCUUCCGAAACACUCCUACUGGCUGGAUCUCUGGCUCUUCAUCCUUUUCGACCUGGUCUUGUUCGUCUUCGUGUACCUCUUGCCCUGACCGCUUUGCUGAGAGUCAAGAAUGAGGCUUCUGGAGCGAAUCUUGAAAACUACUAUAGACUCUUGAAUGAAGAGGACUUCCAGCAGCUGACUUCCACACCUUUCCUUCAGCCCUUGAUCUCCCUAAAGUAGUACCAUAUGUUUAAAGCCUGUUUUUAAUGGUUGAAUUAAUGAUUGUAGCUAAAUGAUAUAUAAUAUAUAUUUUUAAUAAUGCCUGUAACUUAAGUACUUAAGGGAAAUGUAUGUGGUAUUUACUCACCCGACAGAUACUGGGCCCCUCACUCUUACCCAGACAUCAGUUUGGACACAGCAGUGAACAUCAGCAAAAAAAAAAAAAAAAAAAAGUUAUCUUUGUGAAGCUUACUUUCUCAAAUAUUGUUUUAAAACUAUGUUAUUAUAAAAUAGUUAUCUAGCGUUUAGGUAGCACUUACUCAUUAAGGCCACAGUCCCAAAGCAGCUACUAGAAGCAUUUUGGAACCUGUUCCUUUUCAUUUUAAGACCUGGGUAAUGUAGAAAUUCUUUACUGUUGGUUUUAGUGCUAUUCAGUAUAUGAGAACUGCCUAAAAUACUCAGAAGGGGUGUUUUUCUCCCUUAUAAUUCACAAUAUUUGGUAAACUGUUUACAAUUGUCUUAAGAUACUGUUGCAUUUGCUUGGAUAAUUUUUGUGCAAGGUGUAACUGAAGUAUGUGUAUUAGCACACAGGGCUGGGGUGAGUUUACCACACUCUGGGACCUGCUUACUAAUUUUCUCUAAUAAACGUUGAAUCACUGAA
Mus pahari (shrew mouse) is the source of this 1052-nucleotide messenger RNA. It is a transcript of the gene Arln, whose product is annotated as chromosome 4 C4orf3 homolog. The transcript is spliced from 2 exons. The record is from RefSeq and is a predicted model, not a curated record. Lineage: Eukaryota; Metazoa; Chordata; Mammalia; Rodentia; Muridae. Bases 84 to 281 code for a protein of 65 amino acids.